Messenger RNA from Truncatella angustata, 1812 nucleotides. Its product is annotated as major facilitator superfamily domain-containing protein. The record is from RefSeq and is a predicted model, not a curated record. Gene Ontology annotation, cellular component: membrane. Bases 331 to 1782 code for a protein of 483 amino acids. Gene Ontology annotation, biological process: transmembrane transport. Gene Ontology annotation, molecular function: transmembrane transporter activity. Lineage: Eukaryota; Fungi; Ascomycota; Sordariomycetes; Amphisphaeriales; Sporocadaceae. The transcript is spliced from 4 exons.
GUUAAACAUAAGCUUUGCCUUUCCAUUUUUGUUGCUAGAUUGUGAUAGGGCUGUGCAGAUCCCGGUGUUUCACAUUAUGGAAAGAUAAAAGGCGGCUUCGUAACCUAUAACCCAUGGAGCUCUUCUUCCUCCAAGUAUAAUAAACCACCACUUCUUCCUCUACCUUUGGCCCCUCUUCUUUCUGCGCCUUCUCAUAUAAGCACAACGCUCGAAUUGCGCUUUGCACGGUCAGAAACGUCAACCUCGGGCUAAGAAACAACCCUCAUCUAACACACAAAUAGACUUGCCUCGAUCGAUCUGGUCUCCCCGUGGACUCGAACAAAGUCAACCAUGAGCUCACAUGACGAACAGCGUCCACUUCUGGAAUCCUCGGAUCUGAGCGGACCACGUGCUCCGCCACAUCAGCAUAAUGAUUCAACCCGCCGAGCAUUCCUUACCGCGGUUCUUUGCGCUUUGAUUAUAUUCGUCUAUUCGCUGGGAUCCGCAACUAUGCUCACUCCUAUGUCCAAGAUCUUCGAGGACAUAAUCUGCCACAACCACGCGAGGCGGCAACCGCAAGCCCACCAUGCCCUGGGAGAAGACCGCUGCAAGGCUCCGGAUGUGCAGUCCGAGCUAGCCAGUCUCCAAGCCUGGUCAGCUACGCUGGAGUACAUCCCUGGAUUGCUGGUCGCUGUACCCUAUGGAACAAUCGCUGAUAGGUUUGGCCAUAAGCUGGUACUGAGUCUAUCGUCGACCGGUGUCAUGCUACAGAUGCUGGCCCAAAUCAUCAUCUGUGCUUUUCCCGAUACCUUGCCGCUCCAGCUCAUAUGGGUCACUCCCGUCCUCGGCUUGAUCGGUGGGGGUACAGCGGUGUUGAUUUCAAUGAUAUAUGCUGUGGCCAACGACAACAUACCUGACUCCCAACGAUCGACUGCUUUCUUUUAUAUCGGCGCAUCGGCUCAACUCGGCCAGCUACUAUCGAGCCCGAUAGCGUAUAUCACGAUGCGUCGCGACGUCUGGCUUCCUGUGUGCUUAGGUUUCGGGCUCUUCGUCCUUGCCACAACGUUGUGCAUGCUUAUCCCGAGCAAUGCGCCCGAGCUAGUGAGGCAAUCGCAACGCAGCGUUAGCCCUAGCGCCUGUAAUGCCGAAUCAAUUCAUAGAUCGAGUAGCUGGGCUCGCAAUUUGAUCAUCAAGUCUGGCGCUGCGCUGAAAUGGAUAGCAUACGACAACCGACCCGUAGGAUAUAUGCUUACAAGUCUUCUCGUGACAGUGACGGCAAAAUACGCAGCGGCUUUAGAGCUUCAGUACAUUACGAAGCGAUACGACUGGUCAUGGGAAGAGGCCGGCCUGGUCGUCUCUGCUCGACCUAUUACGAGUCUGCUCCUUCUCACUAUCGUUCUACCGGCACUCGGUAGUAUGCUCCUGCAAAGAGGGUUCACACCUCUGUCGAAAGAUCUCUCGAUGGCACGCCUAAGCGUAUUUAUCUUUGGCAUAGGCUCCCUGCUUCUUGGUCUGGCCGAAACACGCGUUCUGGCGUCGGUAGGGAUUAUACUAAUGGCAUGUGGUGCUGGGUUUUCUGUGCUUGCCCGCAGCAUCAUCUCAUCGCUGGUCGCAAAGGAGCGUGUCGGCUUGCUAUAUACCGUUAUCAGUGUAAUCGAAAGUAUAGGCUCAAUCGCUGCGGGACCGCUCUUAUUACAAUUCUUUAAUCUCGGACUUUUCUGGGGGGGCGUAUGGAUCGGACUACCGUUUAUAAUAGCAGCGAUAUUAUAUAUAGUAGCAUUAUUUAUUCUUAGCUUUGUAUAAAUCUCUAUUAAUAAAUAAAUAAUUGACAUA